GAUUCUGCGUGUGUAGAAGUUGAAAAUUAUAUAUUUACAUUAAUUCUAACAAAUACUAAGGAUAUUCUGUUUGGAUUUAUUAAAAAAUCCGAAAGUACAAUUGUAAACAGAACAGAUAAAUUUCAACUCAAACAAUUAGAAUGGUUCUCAAAUGAAAUCAACAAAGGCUGUGGUGUUGGGUUUAAUCCUUCCGGUAGCUUGGGUAUUAUUAUAUCAGAGAAUAAUAAUAUAUACACUCUCAAUACUAGUUCCAUUGUUCAAGAUGCACUUUAUUCCAAAGAAGUUGGAGUUCCUAAACCUGGUUCUUCUCUCUCUUCUAGUCCUGUUAAACAAGUAUAUAUUGGAUCCAUGGCUGUAUCCCCUGGUUCUCCUGUAUGUCAGGUAUCCUGGUUAAACCAUGAACAUGACCUUCUCCUAGCUGUAUCAGGAUAUGGAGGAAAAUUAACAGUAGUCAAUCUAACCUCAGGGGUAGAGGUUGGGAUUCUGAGAAUAGAAGAAAAUACUAAAAUUGAAUCCCUUCAAGUUUAUAAAGAUGAUCCAUUGGAUUGUAUUUAUCUCAUCAUUAAAACAAAGGUAAAGUUCUACAGACUGCUAGUGGAUCAGAAGAGUAUAGGAUACAGUUGGACGGGUUCAACUAGUUGUGAUCCUCCCUCCACACCCACCCAGGAGAAUCCUCUACCAGAUAUAAUUGAGAGUCGGGGACGAUUAUCAGGCCUGAAGCAGAUGUCAGUUGAGAAGAUAACUAACCUAAGGAAUAGGUUAGCUGAGGGAAGAAAACUACUCAGAUCAAAAUCUGAAUGCGAGGAUAUUUUUGGUUCGAGUAGUAGACCUAUUUGUAUAACACCGCAGAUUGGACCCUGCAGCCAUCUUGUAUUCGACCAGGGAGGGGGAGGUGGUGAAGGGGAAGGAGGGGGUGGGCGAGGAUGUAAAAUUACCGCAUUCUACUCGACUCUUUCACAAUCUGUCAUAUUUGACGCACAGUUGAAUCCCGGACCUAAUUCUACCAAAUCCUUCCCAUUUCUGAUGCCUUCUAGUCCUGUGUGUUCCUCAACAAAUUCUGGCUACGUGGAGAUAUUUGUUCCUGAACCAUCUUCAGUCUCCUCGUCAUAUAAUGUGACUCACUUCAACGUGUCAGGAAAUCUCUGUCUGUUCUGCACUGAUGAUGGUAGAAAUCAGACGAUCAUUUUGUCUUCCUUUAGCUCAGAAGAUACUUUGCUUAAUUCUCCUGUUCAAUCAAUUACCCUAGAUGAGGGGGAGAAAAUAUUAGAUGUUCACAAAAUAAAUACUUCUAGGCGACAAACGUCAACAACUAGUCCUUGCAGUUCUCAACCUGGAUUUAGUCCGACCUCUAAAUCUAGUUCCCAGGCCUCCCCGACCUCUAAAUCUAGUGUCCAGGCCUACCCAACCUCUAAAUCUAGUCCGCAUACCUCCACUGCUAAAAAGAACCCAUUCCGUAAUAUUGUGUGCGUAACUACAGACGAGACUGGUAGGACAAGAACAGAUGUCCUCCAGGCCCCUGCGUCCUCUGUGUCCUCAAUGUCCGGUAUAAAAACUGACACACCAAAGAAUAAUGAAAAUACCAAACCAAUAUGUUCUGCAGAGGCCUUUAAACUGCAUUUAGAAAAAGAACUGAAUGAAUUGAAAAAGAAGAAUAGCGACAAAUUAGAGAGCUUCCUUAUCGUAACUAGUAAACAGGUUUAUAUUCUUGACUGGAAAGCACACCCUGUAGACCUUUGUUUAGAGCUUAUUAUUCAGGGAUCUAUGAAAGAAGCUGAGAUUAUUAUUGCAUGCUUUCAUCUUAACAAAAAUGUUAUGCAAGAGUUGGCUGCUGAUUUAAAACUUAGUUGUAAGGAUUACAGCGCAGCUAUCAGUCUGUAUAAACAGUGUGGAGCUCGGUGUUUAAAGAUCGCUUUAAAGCUAGCAGUAUUUGGCUGUGUUUCCCAGCUCCUAGCUUACUUACAGGUUUUGUUCUCAAAUAAAAAUCAUGAUUCUACGCACAGAGAGAAAGUGCAUCUGGCAAACCUAACUCUAAUCUCAUAUUUUCAACAGAUUUUGAAGUCUACAAUGUUCAUAAAACAAAGACUGGAGGACAAGUUUGCUAAUUUUCUUCUGGAAAACAGAUGUUAUGAUGAGGUUUUGAUGGUGAGCCAAGGAGUGGAUACAGGUUCAUGGAGCCUUCUCUCCAGGGUUGUAUUCAAGCAUGGUUUAGAGAGAGAGCUAGCUCAGGGUUUAGCUGGUUGGUUUGAGAAUAUGAAUAAGGUAGGAGAUAUCUCUGGAUUAAUUCUCCUGGAUCAUGUUGGAUCUGAAAAAGAACAUUUUCUCAACAUUCUGCUCAAUCCAACCCUUAUUCCAGCCUCAGGUAUAAGUUGUUCCAUUGCUCUCAGCCUGUUCCGAAUGAUUGGUUCCAUUUUACCAGUCCUGUCUUGGGUUCAGUUAGUUAGUUUGGUUUCAAAUACAGAUCCCCGGAAUCCUGAUCUUUCUCCCCUUAUGAAUCCAGGAUGUGGUAUGAAUGGUGGGGAAGAAAAUGUGGUUAUCAUAAAACAAGAGUUGGUUCGAAUACAUGUUCUCUCUCUUCUACAUAUCCUAAACAGAAAAUCAUUGGUUGAUCCAUCCCUGUUUAAUCUCAUCUCAACAUCAGAUACUCCCAUGUCAAGAAGUAUAAGGGAUCCCGCUGCUGUUCCUGUUGUGUUAGAAUCCAGGCUUUCUGCAGGAUUUAGUCAUGUACUGUACAAUCAGAACGGAAAUCUUGUAUCUUGGGGUUCAAACAAUCUUGGAGCUACAGGACUGAAACCAUCCUACGCUGUAUUCUUUACUCCUGGAUCUCUUUCUUUCUUCACCAAACUCUGUAUCAAAGUUUUACAGGUGAGCUGUGGAAAGAACCAUUCCAUGGUGCUUUCAAAGAACGGGGUUUACGUCUGGGGGUCAAACCAUUACGGUCAACUAGGGUCAGGGAAAAAAAUUAUCCAAAGCAACAAACCUAUCCGACUAUCCCUCGAAUCCAUCGUUCAAAUCUCCGCCGGUCAGUUCCACUCUCUUGCUCUGGAUUCCAGUGGUCUAGUGUACUCAUGGGGCUGGGGGGUUCAUGGCCAGCUCGGAAAUGGACACUUUGACGAUGUCGAAGAACCCCAGGUUGUCCACCGCCUCUCUAAACUAGUAGUUGUCCAAGUUGCCGCAGGAUAUGCCCAUUCUUUAUGUCUGACAGAAAACGGUGAGAUCUGGUCAUUUGGUUUGGGUUUGUAUGGUCAGCUGGGUUCAGGACACACAGACAAAUCAUUAGUUCCCGUGAGGGUUGUCCUAAAUGCGCCGGUGCGGCAGGUGUCUACCGGGUACUUUCAUUGUCUAGCUAUAUCCGUAGAUGGAACUGUGUAUCAGUGGGGAUCCCAUCCUCAGGUUCUCAGGCUAGAGGCGCAGCAGCGAAAGAAGGAGAUGUUAAUGCAGAAAGAUCAAGAUCAGGACCUAGAAGCGUCGGAAUCUCCAGUUAGUCUUCCAACCUUUAUACCUCCAGUAUCUGAGCAGCAUCUUACGCCGCAGGUUUUUGAUACCUCAGGAGUUCGUGGCAGGGUCAACUCUAUUUCUUGUGGAUCUCAACAUAGUCUCAUAUUAACUGAUCAGGGUCAGGUGUAUACAUGGGGUCGAAAUAUGGAGGGUCAGCUAGGACAAGGGGGUCGGAACAGUACUAAGCUUCCUGCACUAAUUGUAGGGUUAGAUCAGGAUUACAUAUGUGCUGCUGUGUGUGGGAGUGAUUUUACCCUGGCAUUAUCAGAAUCUGGUUCCUUGUUCGGUUGGGGGAGUAACUCCUCUUGUCAGCUGGGUAGACCACCCCUAGAACCAGAUAAGGGAACAGAGCAGAGCAAAGUUUUGUUGAUGAAGACGACAAAGAGAAUAAUUCGGCUUCAGCAUGGACUGCAGAACAGCUGUGAUAUUCCCAAACCGGUUCCUGGAAUCCAGAAAUCAGGAAUUUACGCAGAACAAAUUAACAAAACUCCACAAGAAUAUCUUGUCUCCGACCUGUAUCCUACACAACCUGGAGUAAGGACGGAAUUAUCUCCAGGUUUAGAAGAGAACCAUCCUUCAUCAAUUCACAGUCUUCAAUUCAAUCUUCACAGAAUUUUGGAGGAGUUUUCAUCAAGUCUUAAUAUACCUUCAACCUUGCAACAUUGUGUUCAAGCAGAAAACUUCCAAGCAGCAGCGAAACUCUGCUUUUUAGAUGGAAAACACCUUGAGUCUUUCAAAUACACCUUAAAGAGUAUUUUGCUGAACGAAAAGAACGAGAAGGAAAAAGAAGACUUAAGUUUUCAGAUGUUUUUAAUAGUCCUGUCAGCCAGUUCAAAGCAACCCUCAGAAGAAUACAGAAGUUUGCAGUUUUCAAUGCUUCAAGGUUUGAUCAAAUUUUGGACAGACGAAAAACUUGAAUUAACCAGAUUAGAGGAUAAACUAGUUCAAAUAGAAGAUACAGUUCUACUGAAUACUCUUGUAUAUAUUCUCUUCUGUCCGCCUACUUCAGAUCUGGAAGAAAACAGAUUAACCGGGGUUUUUUCUCCCGAGUUUCUGCUGAGAAUAGGAAACAAAUUUGUCAACACUUCAAAUGAAAUCAGAAGUGAACCGAGUAGUUUUGAAUUAAACAAUCCUGAAGAUGCACUCAGAUACGUACUGCGAAAUCAACAACAACAACAACACGAGAUGUAGAAAUGUACACUUUUAUAACCUCUUCCAUGACAGUCGUACAAAUAUUUAAUUCCAUUAUAUUUAUUUUAUAUUAUUAUUACUAUUUAAUUAAUUAAUAUAUGGACAAUAAUUUGUUCUUUUACUUGGCCGUUUUGUCCAGUUUUGAUACGCUCAAAUAAUUAUUUUAAAAAUAUUCCUUUGGAUUAAGUUAAUCCGUAGAUAGAACCGGUAGAUUAUCCCUGGGUAUGAUUAUCCCUGGGUUUAUGAUUAUUUUAACGAAACACAAAUCAGGAUUUAUCUUUAAAACGACUUGAAAUUCCCAUCAUUAGAUGUUUCAAUACUUUAUCCUAAAAUUGAAGAAAAUGAAUGUAGAGUGAAGGCGUCGUAGAUUAGCGCCAUUAUGAUCAAGAAUUCCUUCCUUUUGUGCUUAAAAAUGUUUUUUGAUGUUCUUUUUAUUAUAAUUUUUAUAACAAACAAUAUUUUAUUGUAUUUUUAUUUCAACACCAUUUUCUGUAAAGUUCAUAUCUAAUUUAAAAAUAUUCACAACAGCAACAACAUGCUGAUUUUUUCAUAUUGCAAAUUAAAUUUUAUCAACCCCCGUCGAAAAUUAGAUGUAAAACUUUACACUAUAAGUAGUUGUGUGAAUGUAUAAAGUAUGUAUGUUGUAUAGACACAAGCUUUGAAGGUAUUGUUAGCGCAAUUGUAAAUGGUCCUUCGGUAAAGGAACUGCAGUCGUAUUUUUAAGUAAUGGUCCAUUUAAUUGCCAUGUCCGAUUCACAAUGGUACCCGCUCAAUCUUUAUCUGAUCAAUGAUGUGCAAUAUUGUCGUUUUUUAGCUUAAAAAGAAUUGUCUAUGUAGCACAUAGUAUCAAUUAUCAAAAAACGGAUGUCUCAUUCAUUCUGGAUCCAACCAAAGCUUUUAUGGGUACCCUUGUGAGUCGGACAUACAUUUUAAUCAGGUUUUACAGUCCCAUUAAACCUAUGCUGAAAGCACCAUUGUCUGGCUGUUUGUUUGAUGUGACAAGCCAAAAUUUACAUAUUCUUAACCCACGCUUUAUAUGUUUAUUAAUCUAUUGUUUAAUAAAAUAUUAGACAACAUUGA
This is a messenger RNA of Eurytemora carolleeae, 5766 nucleotides long. RefSeq lists its product as uncharacterized. Gene Ontology annotation, cellular component: nucleus; cytoplasm. Gene Ontology annotation, biological process: negative regulation of protein secretion. NCBI's taxonomy places the organism in Eukaryota, Metazoa, Arthropoda, Copepoda, Calanoida, Temoridae. The transcript is spliced from 46 exons. The record is from RefSeq and is a predicted model, not a curated record. The coding region runs from base 349 to 4686 and encodes 1445 amino acids.